AUGAAGUCUUGCAAACAUUUGCAAAAAGAUCGCCAGAUGAAGUUAUUCGUAUUAAUAUUUUUUGUGACAAAAUUUGCAGAAAAUGCUGAUCACUUCUUUUUUGUUCCUUAUAAGCGACCGGUUCGAAAGUUUUAUCCAUUAAAAUGGGAGAACUGUCCAGUUAAAACUCCAGCAAAAGCAUUUCUCAAAGUUCCUUCAUUAGUUGUCAACACAUUGAACAUUUCUGGCUUAAUAAUUGUGGAUGAAGAAAUUGUUGGUGACCUUUCCUUUUCCGUUGAAGCCAAUAAGUGUAGUUUAAAUAUGACAGCAUGUGAAAAAUAUCCAAUAGUAUCACUACGCAACUUUUGUCAAAGAUUUAAUGAAAAGGAUAAAGUUUAUUCUGCUAUUUUUGACAACAUUCAACCUCGAAUUCAGUGCCCAAUAAAGCCUGGAAAUUAUACAAUUUCACCCGCAACGUUGGAUUUAUCAAUUUUCAAUCUUGUUCCAUUGGAUGGGUUCGUUUGGGUUACAACAUUUAAAUUUAUAUCGAUAAGUGAAAAUGAGGAAGAGUUUAAUGGAAGUAAUGAUAUGAAGACAAAUAAAUUGAAAGACUUUAACUGA
This is a messenger RNA of Clunio marinus, 600 nucleotides long. The record is from the annotation of a GenBank genome assembly. NCBI's taxonomy places the organism in Eukaryota, Metazoa, Arthropoda, Insecta, Diptera, Chironomidae.